Poeciliopsis prolifica (blackstripe livebearer) is the source of this 4187-nucleotide messenger RNA. RefSeq lists its product as uncharacterized. The transcript has 7 exons. Gene Ontology annotation, biological process: inflammatory response; cell-matrix adhesion. The coding region runs from base 338 to 1084 and encodes 248 amino acids. Lineage: Eukaryota; Metazoa; Chordata; Actinopteri; Cyprinodontiformes; Poeciliidae. The record is from RefSeq and is a predicted model, not a curated record.
CGUUCGGCAGCGAUUUUUAUAGUCUGCUUCUUACUGUUAGUAUUUUAUGAAACUUUUGAAAACUGUAAAAAAUUAUUCCUGUAGCAUUAAUGUGUUCUUGUUUAUGAUCAGAAGUAGUUACUAUUUUGAUAAGCGCUAUCACUGAUUUUAUUCAUCUCGGUCAACUGGGACGCUCUUGGGAUUGGCAGAGAUGUUGUAGGAACUUUUACUUUAUGAUCUCGUUCAAGUUUUGUUCCGCUUCCUAAAAGUUUUUACUGCUGUGCCUGCAAAUGAUUCUACAUUUCUAAAUUUCCUCCUGUCUCCGCUCCACGGAUCGACGGAUGUGUAGUGCGCUGCAAUGAGAACCUGCAACAGACUCCUUGUUGUAACUCUAGUUUUCAUCACAUCAUUUCCAGAUCUUCUGGCAGAAACACUAAAAGUGACCGAAUAUGUUGGCAAAGAGGUCAAUUUGAAAUGCCAGUCAGAAAACAUCACUCAGGUUCAGUGGGAUUUUGAGUCCAUGAAUAUUCUUGUUUUCAACCCCCAGCAUGGAAUGACUAUAAAAGAUUCUCCCCUAAAGAAAAGAGUGAACCUUACAGAACACUCACUGAAAAUUAGAGAUGUGAACGUGACAGAUUCAGGGACUUACACCUGCAUUUUAACUACGUAUCCCAGUGGAUCACUUAGAAAAACCAUCAAUCUUGUUGUUGUUACUGGUGAGCCUGGCCCAGAACCAAACCAUCAGACACAAAUGUCUGCAGGGAUACUUUGUGCGAUCAUCAUCUCUGCUGUGCUGCUUCUAGGGAUCCUGACGGCUGCAGCUUACCUUACCUUUGUCAGAAGACAUAAAUCGGCUCACAGACUUCAAAUCCACGUAGACACAUCAAGUCGUGUAGCGAGUGUCAACAGGCCGUCUUAUAUCUACAAGGACCCAGUGAGCACAGAGGAAGUGGUGUAUGCUGACGUGAGGCUAAAGCGAACCAGAAAUUCAGGAUCUUCACUGACGAAAAUACCAAGAGCAUCUGCAAAAGCUGAGGAAGUCACAUAUGGGGAGGUCAAGGUUUAUCAUCAGAGGCCCAACUUAGAAACAGUGUUUAGUGUAUGAAUGUUGUAUAGAACAGAUUUCCUGCACUAAAAGUUCUGGUUUUACAAAACAAAACAAAAAAAAGCUAUUUACUCCUCAUUUUAAUCAUUUGCAUCUCUGUGGUUGUUCUGCACACAAUUUUUGCAAACUCACUAAAACUAAAUGAUAACAUCAGCACUUCAGCAUGCAUGUAACUUAUGGUUGCUCUUGGCAAAAAUACUGUCCAUUUUUUGUUGUUGUUUCAAUUUAUGUAUUUAUUUCUUUAACUUGAAAAUUUUGUACCGAAAAACGAAGAAGAAACUGCAGAAAAAUGAGUUUGUGAGCUUCUGAUUUGGCUUUUUUUCAAGAUUGUGGGCUAAUCUGUCACUUGCUGACUAACUAUACAUGUCCCUUGAGAUGUUCAUGUUUUGUCACGAGACAAAUCAAACUUCAAAUAGUGAAUAGGGAUUUAAUGUGACAGAGAAACACAUAGUAACAUAAUUUUAAAAGUGGAGGGAAAAUCAUGUCACUUUUACCAAUUAAAAAACUGGCUUAUUCAGCCCCUUUAGUUCUGGUAGCUAUGAAUGAAAUCCAAUGAGAGCCAAGGUUAAACAUUAAGACAGGGACAAACAUAUGAUCACUAGAAUAAGUUGUUGGCAACAGCAAGUCGGAUGAUGCUGUCACAACUAAACACAACCCAAAUUUUACCACAUUGUGCUUUUACAAGACCAAACUUUUUACAAGACUGACAAAAAUAGUUUUACUUGUGAGUGGGAUUUAAUAAAUUAAUAAAUCAAACUCCAGUCCUCGAGGGCCAGUAUUCUGAAACUUUUCGACGUGCCUCUGCUGCACCACACCUGAAGAGAAUAAUUAGGUUAUUAGCAAGGCUCUGGAGAUCUUAUCUACACAAGGAGGAGGAAAUUAAGCCAUUUCAUUCCAACAUUUUCUACCUGUGGCACAUCUAAAAACUGCAGGACAGCGGCCCUUGAAGACUGGAGUUUGAGACCCCUGCACUAAAUAGUGGAUAGUUGAAGCUAAAUAUAAUCAUGUAAUAUGUUAGGGAUUGAAUCUACAAAGUAUUGAUUCAACAUGGUUAGAUAUUAUACUGCACUAACAUGGUAUAUUUCAUUAUUAACUUGUAUUUUAAACCAUUGUAACCCUCACUGUUAAUAGUGAUCAAAACUUCACUGAUCUGCGGCUUUUUCUCUAGGAUUACCAGCUGAGACAGUGAGCUUCAGUCUUCAGUCUUGUUGCUCAUCAAUUUAACUAAACAAAUAUAAAACUGUAAGAAAGCUACCUGCUUGAAUAACAAAACUGUCUGCAUGGUUGCAUCACCCGCCAGGUUCUAAAGAGAUGUUGACAGCAAAUUUGCAAUGCAAACCAGUGUUUUCCCCAGCAUGACAUUGUGGCAGCUUACAGGAAGUUACUGUUCCUCAUUUACUGUCUGAAAACCUGCAAAAAAGAAUAAAAUUACCCUAUCAAUGGAGAAGUGAACCUGCACAUUAAAAGCCACAGCGACUGUUGACCAAAACUGAAACUGUUACAUAAAACUUGAGGUGAGAAUAACCGAACACAAUUUGCACCGACAUUGUUUUAAACCAAUGUGUCUGUUAUAUUUCACUGGCGCGCCUGUUUCGUCUUAACAUCAACGCUGCCUACAGGUGUUGCAGCCUGAGAAGGCCUCGUGUGAAAGAAAUGUGACAAAGUUCGGUUUUCAGGCCUGCAGUAGUUCUGAGGUUCUGUUCGGUGACGGUACGCUUUAACAGUCACCCUCACCUGCUCUUUACAGUCAGCGCUUCCUGACAAUGUGAGGCUGUGGGUGUGAAACAGUGAGCGCCAACGUACGCGUGUCUGAGGUCCUUUACCCAGCCCUCGCUCUGAGGUGUUGGAACAAAAAUCUGUUUUGUUUUUUUGUUUUUCUUUUUGAAAUGUUAGAUCACGUACUUCUGUUUAUUCUCUUCAUUGUUUAGAAAGGGAAAUUUGCUUUACCUGUAACAUUAUUUCAGCUCUGUCUGAACGGGAACUACACUGUAGUUCCGUAAACUCUGUAAAAAUAUGUUAAGAUUGAUUUUUAUUUCAGAAUAAAUGUGCUCACUUUUAUAGAUCUAAUCUUUUGGUUUCUGUUACCUUUAAGAGUUAUGUUGUGACAGGAAGUAUGGGGAAGAUAAGAAAGGUGCGCUUUGAAUGGAGUUUAUGAGAAAAGUCUUUCCUUUCUCAGACACUAAGACAUUAAAAAAGUUCAUACUCAAAGUAAAAGUCACUGUAUUUCUAAAUAUAAAAAACAUCUGAAAAACAACUCCUAAAACUUCUUAAAAUGUAAUUGAUUGGUACAUGAUGCCACACCGUAAGCGUUUUUGAUUAUGAACAUAUAUGCACACUCACCAGCCUUCAUUUCCAGGUACAAUUGUCAAUUUCUCGUUGAUACAAACUGUAAAUUAACCAAUCACAAGGCAGCAGCUUGAUGUGUUUAGGCAGAAAAUAUCCAGUUAGUGGCAAUUUCUAGAAUAAAAAUGUUUUCACAAUGUCAGACUGCACAAUAACAGAUUGUAGUGAUGUGGCCUAGUCAGAUUAGUAUUGAUCUUUGCAACAACAUUCACAUAAGCUCACUGAGAAGCAUAUGAGCAUUUUAAUGCUACAGCCUGAACAUGUGCAUCCCUUUAAGACGACUCCCAGCAGGUCACUGCAAAGUUCAAAUAAUCUAAAACCUGCUUCUUGAACACAAAAAUAUUUUGUAUUUUGUCAUCAAUAGCCCCAUAAUCUCAACAUCUCAAUUUAAUAGGACGCCUUUGAUUUGGAGUGGAAUGAAAGAUUUCCAUCAUGAAUAUUCAGGCAACGAUUUGCAGCAAAUGUGUGAUGCUAUUAUGGUGAUGUGGCCAAAGUCUCUGAUGAAUGUUUCCAACAUGUUGUGGAAUCUAUGCUGUGAUGAAUGAAGGCAGUUCAUAAGGCAAAAGUGGGUCAAGUUUCUACUGGCAAGAUUUCUUAACAUGACCAAUGAGUAUAAAAACUCCUCGUGAAUUAUUUGUGAAGCAUUGUAGCAUCAGAGAAUGAGCUAAACAAAUCGAUUGAAAAAUCUGACUAGAAACCUAUUAUUAAUGUAAUCUUAUCAAUUUUCAUACUCUUGGCUAUAGCACUAAUAAUGUCUACU